CAAACAUUUCUAUCUUCACAUAGAGGGCACCAUGACAGUUCCUGACCGAUUUCUUUGGCUGAAUCUUUCAGGACGGUUUAGAACGCGUUCUUUGAAAUUCACUGCCACCUACAGGAUCGGAGAAAACAAAUAAUUAACCUGCCACGCUCUGUCAGCUCUUUGUUGUCGACUACUGACUAAGUAAUAUAAUGUUAUAAUGCCAUAGUCUCGGUGAGAAGUACCGUAGUUAUGUAUGCUGACAACCACAUACAAGACAUUGUGGUUAAGCGUAACACUUCGUCUUCAAGAAAAAGAUCAAGAGAUGUUGUGAGAAGUCACAUUACUCCGGCCAAGAAACGGUCCAGUGUCACAUCAGACAUGACCGACAGUAAAGACACAGAUCUGUGUUGCAGUGACAAUGAGGAUUUAUUCGAAGGUUAUGACAGCAUUGUGGGUGACAGCUCUUUUCUGGCUAAACUUGAAGAUGUGGAACUCCAGAUGCGACACCAUCACAAGGACCAGCAGACUCCACAGUCCUAUGAGGAUUACCUCACAGAUUCCAUUUUAGCAGAGGAUCUUAGCAAUUCACCACUAAGGGCUUUGCCAAGCUCUCAGCUUGCCUUUCAACAAGUUGUCUCGACACCAGAAAAAUGCUCUUCCAUGGGCACACAUAACACCUCCACACCUAAUCGCAGAGCAACUGUCAAUCAUGCAGAUGUCAGUGUAAACAAGCCACCCCGAAAGACCAGAAGAAGUAUGAAAGAACAUUUAAAGCAGGUACUUAUUGACAAUGCAGCAACAUCCAGCACAGUCUCCAAAACUGUGCAACAGAAGAGAGCUGUGAUGACAGAGGAGAUCAGCGUUGCCAUGAAGACCAUAGAAUCAAUAUCCGACAAGGGGGACCGGGGUCCUUUCUUUGGUCUCCCAUCCAAAGUUAAAGAUCUAAUCUUGAGAUUAAAGGGAAUUCAGGAUUUGUAUGAAUGGCAGAAGACAUGUUUAAGCUUGGAAUCAGUGCAGCAAAGACGAAAUCUCAUUUAUUCUCUACCAACAAGUGGAGGAAAGACACUAGUGGCUGAGAUUCUUAUAUUAAAGGAGCUCUUGUGUAGAAGAAAGGAUGCACUGCUUAUUUUACCUUACGUAUCUCUGGUUCAAGAAAAGGUGCGGGGGUUGUGUAGCUUUGGAAUAGAGCUGGACUUCUUAGUUGAGGAGUAUGCUGGCAGUAAGGGCAAGUUUCCUCCAGUGAAGAGAAGAAACAAGAACUCUCUAUACAUCACGACCAUUGAGAAGGGACACAGUCUUGUGAACUCAUUAAUAGAGAACAACCGUCUAGACAAUAUCGGUCUGGUCGUUGUAGAUGAGCUCCAUAUGCUCGGUGAUGGAAGCAGAGGAGCGAUUCUUGAAAUGACUUUAUCAAAGAUUCUGUACAUGAGCAAAUCAACACACAUUAUUGGAAUGAGUGCAACCCUUGGCAAUGUGGGAGACCUUCAAACUUUUCUGAGAGCUGAAAACUACACUAAUGAUUUCAGACCUGUUGAAUUGAAAGAGUUUGUGAAAAUUAAAGACAGCAUAUAUGAAGUUGACCCCAGAGAAGAGGAAUGCUUUAGAUUUUCACGGCUGUUGAAUUUUAAGUACUCCAGUGGAUUGCAAAAGAUGGAUCCUGACCACAUUGUAGCUCUAGCUACAGAAGUGAUUCCUCAGCAGUCCUGCCUGAUAUUCUGUGCAACCAAGAAGAACUGUGAGAACCUGGCUGGAAUGAUCUGCAAGUAUUUAAAUAAGCAUUUUAUAACCCACAAGGAGGCAGAGAAAGCCACGCUCCUGGGUGAGCUGAGGAACAGUGGUAACGGAUCCCUAUGUCCCGUCCUGCGGAAGACUGUCCCCUUCGGCCUGGCCUACCACCACAGCGGUCUGACCAGUGAUGAGAGGAAGCUGGUGGAGGAGGCCUAUUCGUCAGGGGUGCUUUGCCUCCUCACCUGCACCUCAACCCUUGCUGCAGGGAUCAACCUCCCCGCACGCAGGGUGAUUUUGCGGUCUCCAUACAUAGCUGCAGACUUUUUAAAAAGAAGUCAAUACAAACAGAUGGUGGGACGAGCCGGAAGAGCAGGUAUUGAUGCCAUGGGUGAGAGUAUCCUCAUCCUGCAGGACAAAGAUACAGCCAUGGCUAAAAAUCUAGUGUCAGCACCAAUGGAGAAGUGUUACAGCAACCUGCUGCAUGAUGGGGGACGGGGCCUCCUCAGCCUUAUUCUGUCUCUCAUUGGACUUAAAAUAGGUACAACGGUGGAACAAGUUAAGGAUUUCAUGAAAGGCACUCUCAUUAAUGUUCAGGAAGCUCAGGUGACUCCAGAGAAGAGUUUAUGGGAUCUUACAGUGGAGUCCAUAGAGACACUGAAGCAGAAGGGUCUUAUUGAAGCCUCUGCUGAUGAACAGGGUGAAGCAACUCUGCAAAUCACCAGGCUUGGGAGAGCAACUUUUAAAGGUUCAGUAGAUCUGAGCUACUGUGAUCUGCUCUAUCGAGACCUAUCUAAAGGGCUGGAGGGUUUACUGCUAAAUAGUUUUCUUCAUUUAGUCUAUCUGGUUACUCCGUAUGACAUGGUGCAUCAAUGCAAGCCAGACUGGAUGAUCUACUUCAGGCAGUUUACAAAUUUGUCAGCUGCUGAACAGAAGAUGGCCACUGCUGUUGGAGUGCCUGAAAGUUUUGUGACCAGAAAAGCAGCAGGACAGAGCGUGAGAAAGACUGUGGACACUGUGGUGGUGAAUAGGUUGUACUUGGCAUUGGUGUUGUACUCUCUACUAAAGGAGACAAACCUGUGGAAUGUGUCUGAGAGAUUCCAGCUAACCAGAGGCUUCGUACAGACUCUCCUGAGCUCUGCUUCUGCAUUUGGCUGCUCCGUGCUGCACUUUACAGAGGAGCUGGAGGAGUUUUGGGCCUACAAGGCUCUUCUUGCCGAGCUGACACGUAGACUGACCUACUGUGUACAAGCUGAGCUCAUUCCAUUGAUGGAAGUGGCUGGAGUCAUGGAGCAUCGUGCUAAGCAACUCUAUAAUGCUGGUUACAAGACAUUGGCACAUCUCGCCAAUUCUGACCCACAGAUUCUGGUUCAAACCAUUGAAAACCUCUUCAAAAGACAAGCCAACCAAAUAAUUGCAUCUGCGAAAAUGUUAAUAAAAGAGAAAGCGGAGGCCUUGCAGGAGGAAGUGGACGAUCUGCUCAUGUUGCCAUCUGAUCUCCCAUCUUUAUAAAUGUCUGUUUUACUGUAUUUAUUUUGUUUAUAUGUAUAUUAUUUAGUUUUAUUGACAUUAUGAAAAAAAUAUUUUUGCCUAUUUGUUUGGCUAAAAUAAAAGUGAAAGUAACCUC
Messenger RNA from Triplophysa dalaica, 3331 nucleotides. It is a transcript of the gene helq, whose product is annotated as helicase, POLQ like. Bases 229 to 3216 code for a protein of 995 amino acids. The record is from RefSeq and is a predicted model, not a curated record. Gene Ontology annotation, molecular function: ATP binding; nucleic acid binding. NCBI's taxonomy places the organism in Eukaryota, Metazoa, Chordata, Actinopteri, Cypriniformes, Nemacheilidae. The transcript has 19 exons.